Messenger RNA from Branchiostoma floridae (Florida lancelet), 5435 nucleotides. Its product is annotated as sorting nexin-19-like. The transcript is spliced from 10 exons. Gene Ontology annotation, molecular function: phosphatidylinositol binding. The record is from RefSeq and is a predicted model, not a curated record. Gene Ontology annotation, cellular component: intracellular membrane-bounded organelle. Bases 2 to 3766 code for a protein of 1254 amino acids. Lineage: Eukaryota; Metazoa; Chordata; Leptocardii; Amphioxiformes; Branchiostomatidae.
CAUGCUCCGUUGUCACAUGAUUCGCGCGUCCGAGGACCUUGACUUCCGGGUUCACACCUGUUUACGUCUUGGGUCUUGUUUUUCAAGACCUCUGCGUCUCAUGAUGCCUACCUCUCAAGGUGAAUGGAUGCUAGGGUGUCUCAGGAAAGUACAAGGACUUUUCAGAAUAUGGUGGGAGCAAUUCUUGUCUCUGAAAACCACCCAGAAAAUCGUUGGAGUUGGGGUGGGCGUGUUACUUCUCGCAAAAGUAGUCGGAUAUUCUUCGUACCUUCUCAUGUAUUUUGCACUUCUUGCCUGUGGAAUAUGGCUUGGAAAUUACCUCACAAGUCACGACAAGCUUCUCAAGUCCGAAAUGCUGCUAGAACUGUUUGAAAUGUUGUCACUCAAGCCAGAGACAACCAUUGGUGGGCAAAACUCAGAAGGGGACCCCUCAAACUUGGAUCCUCUGAAUCAACAACUUGAAUCUCUCACAAGAAAUAUUAUGCGUGACUUUGUUAUGACGUGGUACAGAGACAUAACAGCUGACCGUCAGUUUUCAGACGAAGCGUUUGAAUCCUUAGAAGACAUGUCUCUAACCCUGUCUUCGCGAUUCAAGGAGUUGGACCAACACGUCUUAGUAGAAAAAGUUCUUAAAGUAGUCCACAGGCACUUAUUCACAACCAAAGAGGCAAGAAGACUCUUAAAAACCCAGCCAAACUUCUUCAAAAGUGACUUGGAUUCAGAAUCUUCCUUGUUUGCAGCGUAUGAAAAAGUCGCAAAGAUACACAUCGCUCUCCAAAGCCAGGCUAUUGAGUUGGACUAUUUACGGAGCAUAGCGGAGGUCCUCUUGUACGUAGUUUUUCCAGUGAGCACGUUUAGAUGUGAGUCAGGGAAAGAGCUGGUUCGAGAGAUCCUAACGUGUCAGCUGAUCUUACCUGUAGUUAACAUGGUGUCUGAUCCUGAUUGGUUGAACCAAAAGAUUUUCCAUAUCCUAUCUCCAUCUGAAGUUGUGUUAGAAAAAGGUGUUGAUGAGAAUUUGACAUUACCUGUGACAGCAGGGAGUAUAGAAGACAUGAGCAUUGAAUAUUCAAGAAGCAGAGACUUACCUCAAGUUGACAAUAGUGUGUCUAUAGGGAGAGCAGAAGAGACAACACACUCUUCAGCAAAAUCUUCUGCUGAGGUUCCUAGUCUAAAGGCAACGUUCAUAGUAGGAUCGGAUGUCAGCGUAGAAUCACAACAGUCAAAAAAGUCAGGUAACAAAAAGUUAGAAACGGUGGGUGCUCCCUUAGCACAGGAAAAUCCCCAUGAGACAACAGAGUGUAGAUCUGAACAAGUCAGAGAGGAACCCAUAGGUGGUACCGGCAGUCCUGGUAGCAUUAGUCCAUUGAGUACUUCUUUAGAAGCUUUGUCAAGCACUAAGCCAAAAGAUGUGUUGUCUGGCUCAUUGUCGAGUUCUGAAUCAAGUCCAAAAGAUGUAUUUCUACCCGAUAUUGUAAUGGUGAAGGAUUCUGAUGGUCCAGAAAGUCACGAGGAAAGGCUGACAAAAGAAGAAGACACUCAAGAACAUCUCAAGAAGCCUGGGAUUGGUAGAAGGGCUUCGGCUUUACUCAUGAAGAAGUUAGGGCUUGGUAGUAAGAAAGAAGAAGAGCAAAGUAAGAAGGAGGAAGAAAGGCCAUCAGGUACAGCAGAUCAAAAAUCAACAGUGGAUGCUCCUGCUGCUAGCUCGGAGGAAACCCCACAAACCUCUAUGGUGGACUUGGACCAACUGCAGUCACAUUUUAGACUUGCUCCGUCCAACUCACCAAGACCAACAUUGGUGAGAAGUUCCUCACAAGACAGUUUUGUGAGCAUACCUGAGGAUGAGAAUGAACUGUACUCCCCCUUUGAGCAAGUCACCAUGGAAGAAGUUGUUGCAUCAAUAGCUCGCCAUUCCAUGGCCUCAGAUUCACAGAUCCAAGAAGAAUCUGCCUCUGACAAAUUAGCAGCUUUGCCAAUACUCAGGACAAAAAGUAACAGCGAAUCAAAGCUCGGGAAUGAAGAUGUUACCAUCAGAACUGUUUCCCAGCCAAUAUCUAUCUCCGUACCAUCCACAAAACUGCCAAGAAGUGCAACUUCUCCAGGGCUUUUGUCCAAUUCUCCAAAAAGAUCCCCUCUUUCCAACAGCCCAAAUCUAAACCAGUUUAGGCAGUCACCGUCCAAAGAGAGGGAGAGGCAAAUGAAGAGAAGUCUCAGUUCAAGUCCAGGGUCGGAACGUGCCACUUUUCCGCAGGCAGAAAUCAGAGCAAGUUCAGAGAACAUCCCGGAAGUUUCAGGCAGAAAGGAUGAUGGGAAGGAUGAGAAAGAUGGAGCAAGUCAUCAUGGGAAGGAGAACCAUCUUUCCUCCAGGCUGUUCCACAAUGUGCGCAUCCCCAAAACUCAAACAGCUGUGGAGUACAAGGGGAUGGGGACAAGGAAAUACACCUUGUACAGAGUGCAGUAUGAGACGACCAUAAUGGUGCCCAUGGAGGGAGAGUUGGGGCAGGAAGCUGUGGAACCCAUCACCACGACGAUGUCGGUACGGCGACGGUUCAGGGAGUUCAUCACUCUACAUGUAGCCUUGGAGGAGAACCCCAAAUUCAGGAAGAUCAUGAAAAAUGUAAAAGGCCCCAACAGAUUGUUCUACCUGCCGUUUGGUAACAUGGACAAAAACACCAUCAGACAGAGACGAGGUCAGCUGCAAGACUUCCUCGGGGAACUUUGCUCCAGACCAGAACUGUGCCAAAGUAAGGAGUUGCAGGAGUUCCUGGCCUAUGGGAGGGACGGCAGCAUAGCCUUCGUAAGGAAACCUCCCGACAUCAUUCCUAGGUUUGACAAGCUGUUCACCGAUGCUGUGUCCGACCUGUUUGACACCGUCAAGUCAGCCCUGCCUUCCACCAAGUCACAUGACCAGGAGGGAGAUACCAAGUCCAACUCCAAGAGCGGGGGUGCUAAGUCCAAGCCGUCAGCAGGGACAACUGUAGAGAGUAACUCAGGAAUAAAGAGAAAUCUGGCCUUCAUAGAUUCAACAAUGCUGUCUGUUGAGACCACGUUACAGAUGUUUAUUGCGGAGAAUGACCGUGAGAACGAGGCACUAUUGAGGGAUGAUGUGGGACGGCCGAGGGGGGCAGGGGAGGAACCAUUACUGCUGCUGGGACCCAGAUCACAGGGGGAUGGGUGUGACAUGACAGAUAUGGGGACAGAGGCACAACAUACAGGUCCAGUAGAGGAGCCCCUCCCCCUGGCUGACACAACCCUUCUGAUUGGCUGUGAGGCCCUGGAGGGUCAGAGGUCAUGGUUCUGUGAGGACAGGGUACAACAGGUGGUGAGGACAGCAGCUGGCAGGUUACUGGAACAGUGGCUCCACAGUCAGGUGACUUUGCUGACCAAUCAGGAGCAGUGUGUGUACUACCUGUCCCUCCUACGGGAAGCCGUGUGGCCAGGCGGGGUCCUGCCGGAUGAGCCUGAACCAAUCAGAACGGAGGAAGAGAAGGAGGAGAGCAAACAGCAGGCACUGGAAGCCAUGGUCAACUUCCUACCAGGCCUGUUUCCUGUGCUGUUGGGUCAGCUGCAGUACCGGACAGCCAUGCAGGAGGCACUAGAAGCCUUCCAGAACCCAAAAAUCAACAGACACAUUGCUUACUGCCUGCUGGACCUGUUAGUAGAAGCCUUGGUGCCUGAAGUGGACACGGCAGAACUGCAAAGGAACCUUCUUCUGUCUGACAACCACAAACCUGAACCUGCACAAACAGACAUGGACCUACUGUACUAACUCUGUGCUAUUCUAGCACUAAUGUGUGCUACAGUCAAACCUGUACAUGUCUAUAGCGGCCACUCAAGCUAUAGGAACAAGUCACGAUAGAUAGGUGGCGGCACCUUAGACAGGAUUCUUAAUGCUUAGGUGUAUGGAAAGGGGCCACCAAAAAGUUGUCACAUUGGCCAGGUAGUUGCUUUUCAAAGAUGUUCACUGGUACAGGUUUGACUGUUCAUUGUAAAAAGGUGAACUUCUGUUGCUUUGAAUUUUUCCUAGCGGCCCUCCCACUGGCUACAUUGGUAGGGGAGGUGAAAAUCUUCCCUCGUGAAAGUUGAAAUUUCUGUAUAUGACACCUUCAAAAAUAGGUAUCGAAUAGCCUUCUCCUCAUUAUAUACCCUUAGCAGAUGCACAUUUGGUGACAAAAGUAUAUGUCAGCAGGGUAACAUUAAUCAUCUCCAAAAUUGCUUUCAUUAAGCAUACAAAUGUAGAUGAGACAAUGAACUGAACUGAGAGGUGAACCUCAUAAGCAAAUAUCGAGGAUUAGGGCAGAUAUUGACGAAAUCCUAACAAGGAAUUACAAACUGGCUACUGUUUCCAUUGUGACAUCAUGACAGGUAUAGUCAUGUUUGAUUUAAAAAGCCUCCAUAGCAGCUCCUUUUUUGCGAGGGGGGGGGGGGUCAGCUCGGUUCUGAGCCAACAUUAAAAAUCGUGAGCCAGCAACCCCCCCCCCCUCCAAAAAAAAACCCGUUCGGAGACUGCUACAAGGGCAAGGGCUAUGAUUUAAUUACCUGGUGGCAGGAACCUAGAGCUGACAGUACAAAUGUACUGGUUUUUGAUGGUUUGAUGCUCAAUAACAUCAGAAGGGUGUGUAUUUGGUAUAAACACUUAUGUCCAUUGUCUGAUACCAUUCUGGUGUCAUAAAAACUUUUAAUUAUGAAGCAUGGAAUUGUCAGAUAUGUUAUGCACAGCUACAAUGAAAAGUAUAACAAGCUAUACAUAUAUAUAUAUAUAUAUAUAUUAUAUGGUCAUCAUUUUGUGCCAAAUAUAUUACUUGUUGUGGAACUUUAUCAAACACACAUAUCAAUGUUACAGUAAUGUUACUUAUUAUGUUCAGUUCAACCUCCAUGCUCUGACCAAAGCAAAUGACAUACAAAUGCACAAUUGUCAUUUUGUUUUAUUUGAAUUAUAAAAUUAUGCUCAUUUGAGAAUGAGCACUGCAGUUUUGCAAUUAUGUGUAUAUAUUGUGAUGCACACAAAAAUGCUGAAUAACUAAAAUUUCUUGUUUUAUUUUGCAGCAUUUGUUUGAUAGUUGUUUAACUGUAGCUUCCCAGAGUGACAAUAUUGGUAUCCAGCAGGAAAAGGCCAUGUAAAUAUAAUAGUAGCCAUGAAAUGAGCUCAAUAUUUCGUUGAAAUUGUAAAAAUAGAGCUGUUUUAUUCUAUGCAAAUAGACAGUGCAAUAUGGAAUAAAAACAGCUAGCAUAGUAGAAACAUGUUACAUUCAGGAUGGAGUAUUGCCUACACUUAGUUUCUGACAGGUGCAAUUAUUGUUACAAUUUGCGACCAUAAAAAUGUUUCACUUUUGUUGCAUACAGAGUUACAUGUUGAAUGCCUCAACGUUUGUGCAAUAGGAAUCUAUACAAUACUUACAGUCACAACUCAAUAAAAUCGGUUCCGGUAUGUCAAACAA